ACCCUUGAUCCAAAUGGUUGUGUUAGUACUAGUACAUUGUACUCUGUUCCUUUUUUAAUAUCCUAUCUCGGUUCGAGCACUCUCUUCCUCAACACUAUGGCCAACUUUUUACCCCCAAACGCCAUACCAGAUGAUACUGCUGUAUCAGACCUUCCUCGUGGUCAAGUCGAUUACCUCUCUCAUGAAUGGCGUGAAGAGGACGUAUGGCGUUCAUGGCGCAGUAUGACUCGUCUAAAGAACGAAAUCGCAAACGGUGUCAGACUAGAGAACGCUUCUUGGAGAACUUGGUGGAAACAACGCAAUAACCUCAGUACAGUUAGCCCAGAGACCCUUAAUUGGUUAAAAGACUCUGAUGUUACUUGGUUAUACGGUCCUCUCCAUACUGCAGAUUACCCCACACCAACACCAAAACCUUCUCCAAACACAGCCGCAGCUCUCGAUCUCCCUAUCAUCCCUGGCUCACCACCAACAACAAAGCCAAUCCUCAAACACCGUUCAAUCAUGGAACUACUAACAUCAGACCUCCCUUCUUCACCCAUAUUUAGUCCACCAGAUUCAGAUGAAGAGCAAAUAUUUUCAGAUAACGUCCAUACAACCAUAAUAAAGCGACCUCCUCUCAUACACACAAAGAGUGAUACGCAUAUCACACACAACCGUAUAUUCCGGCGGGAUUCUCCCCCGCGGAUCAUCGCUUCUGGCACCCCAAUCACCACUGAACUCCCCCCAUCUUCUAGGCAAACCUCCUCAUCAGAUCCUCUGAUCGUGCCUGGCCAGAAACGGAAACAUAUCAGUUUCAACACUUUCGUAGAACAGUGCAUCGCGAUCGAGAAGCCAAAGAAGAAACGCACAAUGUGGAACCUCCAAUAUCAAAAUUCCAACACUGUGGGUUCGAGCGAUUAUAGCUUUGAAGAUGAUGGCUAUGACGAAGACUCCGAAGAUGGCAUCAUCGACGAAACAGAUGAGCUUCUUUUUGGGGAUGAAGACGACCGUACACAAACCCCUUCACAUAUUCAACAAUCUUAUCCUCGGACGACUCCUUCACAUCCUCGGUCUUCCCCACCGCCACAGAAUCCUUCCCCUGUCUCAUCUUCCACCUCGGAUGAAGAAGACGAAGAUGAAGUCCUCGAGAUGCGCGUCAGGCAUGCAAACGCUGCCACACUCCCUCCCCGAUCAUCUUCUCAUUCAUCUUCCUCCACCUCCUCUUCUUCUUCCCGAUCCCGUCCACCCAAAGCUCGCUCUGCAUCCUAUUCAGAUCGCACGAAUGGUUCCGCAUCUCGCAAUAGAAGACCAAGUGCAAAUGGCCUCAUGCGCACAGCCAGUUCAGACAAGGAACUCAUCACCAUCGCCCUCAUCGCACCCACCACCUUGAAGACCCGAGCUGAAGAGGACGAGCCUUACGCCAGUUCUCACGGUUACCCUCAUCCCCUAUCAGGUGGCGAGUGGUAUGCCUACGGUGCGCAGGACUCGCCCGUAGAACUUGUCUAUGUUCCCCCGAGCUACGCUUGCGCAGACGCAGAUGGGGUAGCUGAUGAAAUAAUGGCGGAGCCUUAUCAUAAUCGCUUGAAGCCUGGGCAGUUCUUUGACGGUCCGCUUGUCGCUUCUCCCAGUCCGGACGAUGUGCCGAUGAAGGAGGAUGACGCUUGCGCGUAUUUUGAGGAGCAUGAACGUGUUGAGAACGUGCUACCCUAUACAGGGAACGUCCCUGUUACGCAGAACCUGGGACGGCCUGAAGUAGUCGUGACUGAGGAUACCCCUACAGACCGUCAAUCGCGAUCCAAAUCAAGAUCGCGGUCUAGAUCAAAGUCUCAUUCUAGGUCUCGUACCCCGUCGCCUUCAUUGGCGAGCAUACAGGUACAGAUGCCUCCUCCAAGCACAGCAGUCCCCGUAUCCCGGUCCAGCUCGCAAACCCCAUCCACAUCUGGACAAGCUUUGCUCUCGCCCCCAGACGCACCUCGUGGUAGGAACGCAUCUUCAUCAAGUUUACAAGGCGAACAGAAGACGCGAGGACGGAGUAUCACACGCACGUCUUCAUUUUCAGAUCGGGAUAGUAUCAGUGAAGGUGCGGAGAGCCCUUUGGGGAGUUUGAGUCCUGAUGGAGGGUUUGGACUGGCGAUUGGGAUUGGGGGUGGUUAUACAGGUGGAAGGGAGCGUGGUGAUCGGUCGAGGUUGGGGCUUAUGGAAAGGGAGAGGGAACGGGGAAGGGGCGUUGGGCGACGAAUUGAUUCGAAUUCGGGGUCUGCUUCGAGUUUAAGCCCGGAGGGCCAAAGUCAAAGGCCUGUUGUGGUUGUGCCUGCCGUGGUUUCAGCACCACCAGAAGUAGGACCCGCACUCGCACCCCCACCGAAGAAAAAGUUCACGUCUGCGAGCAGUUCGUCUAGUGAUUCCUCGACGGUUUCGGUGUCGACAAUGCGUCCGUCGCCUAGGCUUGUGGUGAAUAUGGGACCUGCUCCUGCUCCUGCUCCUGCCCCUUCCUCCGCCUCUACUCCUACGCCUACCUCCGUCCCUACCUCUACUCCUACGCCUACCCCCGCCUCCGUACCCGUAACAUCCUCGUCAACGACCAUACCCACUCCCACCCAAGCACAAUCAAUCAAAGAAGAACAAGAAUGCAUCUCACGACAACCUACGCCUGCCAACUCACCUGUGCUUGCUAUGCGCCCCGCUCUUCCUUCUCUGAAAGCGUAUUCGUAUGCUGCUGCCUAUAACUCGCACCCUACUGCUUAUAACUCGAACUCCACUGCGUACAGCAACAACUCGAAUCCCACUGCGUACGACCCACGACACGAGCACAACCCAAGGCAUGAACGGAAAGCUUCGACUGGUACGUCUACGUCAAGAAGUCCUACAAGGGGCGAGCAGGGUGGGACGCUUGUUGGACGUGCUGUUGAGAUCAUGUCGAAUGCGGGGGCUUUUUUGAAUGCGUUUUGGCAUAGUGGAGCGCAGGCGCAGGUACAGAUUCUGGAUUCUGGACCCGGUCAACGCGAGCAGAACUCCACUUCAACCAUGGCAAUGACAAACCCCCUCUCCACCCAAGUUUGACGCCUAAUCACACUUACCCUUACUUAUAACCGCUAUUUUGGGACUAUUUUCGCUUGGGUCCUUGUGCAUCGCCUCGCCUCCCGUCUCCUGGUUUCCCGGUUUACUGGUUCUCCGGGUUUCAGGUCCCGCGUCUUGCGAGUUCUGUCCUGUUCUUCGGUACAUAUUAUAUAUCACCCCUUGGACUUAGACCAACACCAUAUCACGCGCUCCAUUUCUUUUUCUUUUCAUCUUUUUUUUUGGCAAUCGCAUAUAGUACCCCCCCUC
Molecule: messenger RNA, 3303 nt
Organism: Suillus paluster
Lineage: Eukaryota; Fungi; Basidiomycota; Agaricomycetes; Boletales; Suillaceae
Exons: 4
Coding region: 97-3039 (980 amino acids)
Biological process (GO): cellular response to glucose starvation; protein catabolic process in the vacuole
Source: RefSeq, a predicted model, not a curated record